Molecule: messenger RNA, 2142 nt
Organism: Ustilaginoidea virens
Lineage: Eukaryota; Fungi; Ascomycota; Sordariomycetes; Hypocreales; Clavicipitaceae
Exons: 2
Coding region: 1-2142 (713 amino acids)
Molecular function (GO): protein binding
Source: RefSeq, a predicted model, not a curated record
AUGGCCUCGGUCAGGUCCUUGGACAAAGACCUGCGCAAGCUGCGCCUCGACAAAUACACGCCCGCCGCUGCCAACGAAGUUCGUGCUUGGGUGGAGGAGGCCCUCGGGGACAGGCUGCCUUCGUCGGAUCUUCUGGAGGGCCUCAAGGAUGGCGUUGCGUUGUGCAAGCUCGUCAAUAUUGGCACUCCCCCCCCCGGGGUCAAGUUCAAGCAGUCGGCCAUGCCUUUUGUCCAGAUGGAAAACAUCUCGCACUUUCUCCGCGCAUGCCAGGCCCCGCCCUUCAAUCUUCACCAGCACGACAUGUUUCUCACCGUCGACCUGUACGAGCAAAAGGACCCUGCGCAAGUUCUGCAAUGUCUCGGCGCCUUUAGCCGAGCCGCCUACGAUGCCCAUCCGAACCGUUUCCCCGAACCCAUAGGUCCCAAGAGUCGGGGGGGAACCGGCGCGUUGAGCCCUCAGACUUCUGGAUACGCAUCGCCGAGCGUGCUCCGUGGCCGCGGCGCUUCCGUCAACAGCAGUUCCUCCUCUACAUACGCUCCUAAGCCUCCGCUGCCGCAGAGAAGAGGAGACGCGACCUCGCCCGGGCGGCAAAGUCCCGCCAAGGGUCCCAGGGCUGGUCCCGGCUCACCACCCGGUCCCCUCGGUAGCUGGGGUAGUACUCGGGCGCACGAAGGGUCCGCGGCGCCGGCCUGGAAUAUCGCGCAGUAUGGCUACAUGGGCGGCGCGAGCCAAGGGAACCUAGGCAUCUCCUUUGGAGGCAUGCGGCAGAUCACAACUGCCGGCCCCCACGUACCCACCUUGGCCGACAAGGAACGCAGACGCAAGGAAGAGGCAAGGCGACAGGAGGACCAGGACCGCCAACGGAGAGCGCAGCUCGAGGCCGAGGAGGAGGCAGCUCGUCGUGAGGAAGAGCGCAGGUGGGAAGAGGAAACACACAGACUGCACGAGGAGGAGCGGCAAAAGGCCGAGGAGGAGAAGCGCCGCUGGGAAGAACAAGAGCUCCAGUGGAAGCUGACGGAAGAGAGGCGACGCAAGGAAGAGCAAGAGGCCGAGACCAGGCUGGUUGAUGAGCGUCAAAAAGCCAGGGGCCGCAGCGACACCCCCCGGCUUCGCGGCCAGCUCCUGAGCCAAUAUCAGGCCGAGCAGGCCGAGACGGAACGACGGGCCAACCACCGCAGCAGCCACCACCGCAGCAGCCAGCUGGAAAAAGAAUUGGAGCGAGCCCGCCAACGCGAGGAUCAAUACGAAAAGGAGCGUCAAAACCGAAGCAGCAGCCGGCUGGGGAGCGAAAUAGUUCCAGCCAAGCCCAGAUCCAGGAGCCGACACCGACGAGCCUCGCCGACCCCAUCAGCUCCGCCAGCCGUGGGACCUCGGCGAACACAGAGCCGGUUCGAGUCCUGGACCCGCGAUGACGAGCGCGGCUAUCUUCAAGAUGCCGCCAAACCAACUUUUGACACGCCUCCCGACUCGCCUCCCGACUCGCCUCCCGGCCCGAUGCCCGACCCGACGCUCGACCCGACGCCGGAGCGCGUGCGCCCAGAGCAGCCUGCUGUCGAUAACCACCGGCCUCGGCCUGCUCCUCCUCAAGGCACCUCGCCGCGACCGCUACCCGAGCCCAACGCCACUCUCAAGGCCAAAUCGCCCAACGCCGACAACGGCGCUGGUGCACGACCCCUUCCGGACCCCACGAAAUACGCGUCUCCUCCAACGUCAGCCCAGAACCGUGCCGAGCGUUUUCUAGCCGCCAGCAAACCCUCCUCACAGUCUCCGCCUCGCCAAACAUACGCUCAAGAGCUGGGCUUUUCGGAAGAACGCGACUCGGAAGACCGCCGCCGGGUUCAGGUCCAGGCCCAGGCCCAGACCAAGGCUGGCGGGUGGGCGUCCAAGUCGCUCCUGGAGCAGGAGAUGGAAAUGGAGCGCCAGCGCCAGCGGGAGUGGGAGGAGGCGCAAAAGAAGACAGCCCAGGCUGUCCGAUCCAACGACGGCGUAGACGGGAUUGGGGGGGGCAUAGGGGGCCGCUGGGACGUCGGCCAGUGGAGCGGCUACACGGGGGGUGAUUCUCAGAACAAGGGAUCCCAGGGCAUCGGGUCGGGGAAGAGGCAGAUUGUCGGGCCCCGUCCUCUGCCCGGUUCCAAUCGAUGA